GAGAGAGAGAGAGGAAACACCGACACACCGACUCGACGCCGUCUUCCUCCACCAGCCGCGGAGGCCUCACUCCGAGAUAAAACUUUUUCUUUUCCUCUCAAACUUUUCCGCCUCCACCGUCCGCACCGCACCGACCCGCGGUCCGGAGCCGCGCCCGCCCAGAGGAGCCUCCAGGGCGACCCUCCCCGCCCCGGCUGAACCGGCGGCGGACUCCGGGACACCGGGACUCCGGCCGAUGGAGGGUGCCUGCGCUCGGGACUAGAGCCCCAGAAGAGAGCUGCUGGUUCGGACCGGACGGUCGACAGGAUGUUGGGGAACCCGGGGACGUACGCGAACAAGAAGAGGAAGAAGCCCGUCCUCAAACAGAAGAAGAUCAGCGACGGCAAUGAGGUCGUCAAGUCGAAUCCCUCGAAGCGCCACCGGGAUCGGCUGAACGGGGAGCUGGACCGGCUCAUGGACCUGCUGCCCUUCUCCGAGGAGGUGCGCUCCCGCCUGGACAAGCUGUCGGUGCUGCGCCUCAGCGUGGGGUACCUCCGGGUCAAGAGCCACUUCAGGGCGACCAUAAAGGCCAACAACGGCGGGCUGGCGGUCCCCGGAGUCAACGGGCAGAGCAGGAGCAACGUGGAGGCGGCGCCACUCUCUGAAGGAGAGCUGCUCAUGCAGGCGCUGAACGGCUUCGUGAUGGUGGUCACCUCGGACGGCCUGGUCUUCUACUCCUCUCCCACCAUCAAGGACUACCUGGGCUUCCAUCAGUCGGACGUGAUUCACCAGAGUGUGUUUGACCUGAUCCACACCGACGACCGCUCCAUGUUCAGAGAGCAGCUGCACUUCGCCCUCAACCCUCCUCCUCUGGCCGGGGACGGCGACGCCCCGCAGGGCGGCGGCGGGCCGGCGGUGACGUACCGCCCGGAGCAGCUCCCCCCGGAGAACUCCUCCUUCCUGGAGAGGAGCUUCGUGUGCCGCUUCCGCUGCCUCCUGGACAACUCCUCCGGCUUCCUGGCGCUGAAGUUCCAGGGUCGGCUGAGGUACCUGCACAGCCAGAGCGUGGCGAGCGGCAGCAGGCCCCAGCUGGCGCUCUUCGCCAUGGCCGUGCCCGUCCAGCAGCCGUCCAUCGUGGAGAUCAGGGCCAAGAUGCUGCUCUUCCAGUCCAAACACGGCCUGGACUUCACGCCCAUGGGGAUCGACAGCAGGGGGAAGAUCAUCCUGGGCUACUCGGAGGUGGAGCUGUGUAUGAAAGGCUCCGGGUAUCAGUUCAUCCACGCAGCGGACAUGAUGUACUGCGCCGACAACCACAUCCGCAUGAUAAAGACCGGCGAGAGCGGCCUGACCGUCUUCAGGCUCCUGACCAAGUCGGGCAGCUGGGUGUGGGUCAAGUCCAACGCCAAGCUCAUCUUCAAAGGAGGACGGCCCGACUUCAUCAUCGCGUAUCAGAGAGCCUUGACGAACCCGGAAGGCGAGGCGUACCUGCGCCAGCGGCGCCUGCAGCUGCCCUUCAGCUUCACCACGGGGGAGGGCGUCCUGUACAACACCACGCCCACCGUGGACCUGGCUCAGCUGCAGUUCAACAAGAUGUUCCAGGACGAGACCUCCGAGAAGAAGCUGACCCCCACCUCGCUGCUGGACUGCUUCCUCAGCCAGGACGAGGCCAUCUACUCCCAGACGGCCGAGGCGCCUCUGCCGGUGGACCAGGUGUUCAUGGAGAGCCGGGCCCUGCUCAGCGUGGCCAGCAACUCCUGGCAGGACGCGGCGGACGCCGCCAAUGGCGGCGCCGUGGUGAAAGAAGAGGCCAAGCAGUCGGUGACGGUUCUGAUCGACAGCCUGGAAAAAAUGGCCGACAGCGGAGACCUGAGCAGCGUUCUGCAGAACCUGGACGUGGACGACGCGGCGCUGAUGGAGCUGGAGGCCGCCCUGAACAGCAUGAGUCAGGGGGAGGAGCAGCCCAGCGCCAUGACCUCUGACCUGGGCGGCCUCCUCACCAACGACAUGUUUGACUACAUCGACAGCGUUCUGUUCAAGGACAAGGCAGAGGACUGCCUGAGCGCCGUUUCCCCGAGCUGCCUCGGCGUGGGACAGGAGGACGCCCCCAUGACCCCCCCGUUCUCCGAGGCCUGCCAGCCUCACCUGUUCCAGACGGCUAAAGGCGGCGCGCCGAACGGCCUGUACCCGCAGCAGCAGGCCGCUAACGGAGGGGGCGUGGUCGAGCCCGCCCCCAUGUUUACUCAGAAACUGUCUCACCAGGGUCCGCUGAUGGCCCCGCCCACCGGCGGCCUGCCGCCCAUCCAGCAGCUGCAGCUGCAGGACAUCUUCAGCCCGUCCAUCGAGCUGCCGCAGCUCACCGUCCCCCCGCCCCGCCUCCAGCCCCACGGCGCCGCGGCGGUCCGGCCGGCCGGCCAGCUCCUGCCGCACGCCGACGUCCCGCCGCCCCUGAUUCCCUCCAAAGACUCCAGCUCCCCUCACAUCCCCGUGCGCCUCUCGGUGUCGUGCGGGCAGGAGAGCCUGCAGGCGUGGCCGCAGGGCCCCCAGGGCCCGCCGCAGACGCUGCCUCAGAACAGACACGACAAGAUGCUCUCAUUCCACCACUCAGACAGCCAGGCCUUCUUCCCCGGGGGUGUGCCCGGACUGAACCACGUGCAGCAGCAGCGGGGGGGCCCGGCGGGGGCCCAGCCGGACGCCCUCAGCAGCUGUAUGUUCUCCGGUCCCGCGCUGGGUGGCGUCACGGCUCACCCGGGCUCCGCGGGCCUGCAGGGGGGAACCACAUAUCAGGACCAGAGUCCUCCGCAGGGGUCCUGCUACUACCAGUGGGGCCACAACGAGCCGGUGGUCGGCACGGCGGUCAUCAACCAGGAGGACGCCAGCGUCAGUCCUCUGAGCGCCGCCUCCAGCAGCCAGCUCCACAUGGACAGCAGCAGGCUCCUGCAGAACGGAGGAAUUCCCCCUGAACACAACGGCUACUUCCUCCGUCCUGCUCACGACGUGGCGGCGUACAUGAUGGAGUAAAGUCCGGCCGGAGGUCGCUGCUGGAGCGCCACCUGCAGGACAGCGAAGGAAGAAGCCCCGGAUGGUUUUUUCACCCUUAUCGGUGCUUUUCCACAGACCCUCGACCUCUGACCCCUUCCGCACCACAUCGACUGUCCGCUUCCUAAGAGCUUGUCCAGCUGUUGCUUUCGUGAAGACACACUAUGAAGACAAUGAAGUAUAUGAAGCCACAGGUGCAUUUAAGGGGAAGCACCCUGAGCCGGCCAGGAGGGGGGAGGGUGUGGGUGUGUGUGUGUGUGGGGGGGGGGGGGGGCACGGAGGGGCCAUCCCAACAGCCAAAGAUGUUUUUUAUAAGGGAAACAAAUUCAUUUCCAGGAAUUUAAUACGUUUUUAUGUAAUCUUUCUUAAAUUUGAUGCUGAGAACGUUAAAACUUUUUCUAUGAGAAUUUGUAAUCUCACAAAACAGCUGUGCCUUCACAAUAUUACUAUUUAAUUAUUAUAAUUAUCAUAAUUUUUAUUACUGCCAUUAAUACACAUUUACCCAUCUGGUUUUUGAAAAAUGAGUCCCUCAAAGUAGUGGACGAAAGUGUAUAAAUAUUCUUUCUUCUUUAUCGAUAUUCUUGCUUUAUCAGUUAUCUUCAGCUUCAAAACCACAGAAUUUGGUUUAUCUGCAGUAAAAAAUGUGCUUUGAGAGAAUCGUGAGUGGAUUCCUGUCAAACAGCUCAAGUCUCAAUAUUUCCCACCGACGUACACAGAUUACAGACAUGUGUUUCACAAAGGGAAACAUCUGGUUUCACUGGCUUCUCAGUCAGGUUGAACUGGACCUGGACCCGGUUUAGACUGGUCUGAGAUGGCUUUGAUGGAUUUGAAAUGGUUUUAAACCAGCUUCCACUGCCUCGUUCUGGUUUAGACUGGCUUUAAACUGGGUCAGACUGGUUUAGACUGGUUUAAAAGUCACUCAUACCGGUUUAAAACAUGUUAUGAACUGGUUCCGACUGGUUCUAGACUGGUUUAAAGUAUGUUCUGAACUGGUUCUAGACUGGUUUAAAGCAUGUUCUGAACUGGUUCUGACUGGUUCUAGACUGGUUUAAAGCAUGUUCUGAACUGGUUCUAAACUGGUUUAAAACAUGUUCUGAACUGGUUCUAGACUGGUUUUAGACUGGUUUAAAGCAUCUUUUGAACUGGUUCUGACUGGUUUUUGACUUAGACCUCACUCGCUGUUUGGGUGUCCAGGUGUAGCUCUUGUGUAAACCUCCAGAAGAACCGGAUUAAACAGGCUUAGGCUGGUUUAGACUGGUUUUCGUACUGGUGUGAGUGGUCGUAACUGGUUUGAAACAUGUUUUAAACUGGUUUAGACAGGCUUAGACUGUUCAGACUAUCCUUAUUUGGGUUAUACUGCUUUUAAACUGGGUCAAUACUGGUUUUAAAUAUGCCUUCAACUGGUUUAAACUGGUUUAAACUGCAAUGGCUCCCCAGUACUACCGUACCUGCCACAGCUUUUAUCGGUCGUCUCUCCUGGACCAAACUGUUUUUGGCGUUUUCAGAAAGGUCGAGUUAGAAAUUCUACUGAACUUGUGCAGAAAUUGGGUGUGCUCGUUCUGUACUCAUCAUUCAUCUCAACUCAAAGCCCGGUGGAGGCUGUGUAGGAGUUCCGGGAAGGUUCAUGCUUCCGCUGAGCGAUCCGCUGAGCCUCGCUCGCUGUGUUCAGACUGUAAACCUGAUAAUCUAACCUUUAAUCUGUCCGUCUGUCUGUCUGUCUGCUGAAGCCAGUCCCAGCUGGUGAGCAGCUCUAAACUCACUGCAAAAUGCACUAAUUAGGAGAAAAGAAAACAGAUCUGAGGUCAGUCUGACUGGAUUAGUUCAUGAGAAGAGGCUUUAAAAAUGGUACUUGUGCUCCAGACUCCACUGUGUUAAUGGUCCCGUCAUCAUUCAUUAAAACCCGUGGCUGCAGCAGUGUGGGGGGUCGGGAGGUCACGACUGCUGGGGUUAUCAGGAGCACGGAAACAUCGUUAAAAUGGAAGAAACUUCACUCCGCUGUGGGGAAACUGUAGGCGUCUGCAGACCACUACAGUUUACUGAUCGCACUGCUUUUUCACAACAGUUUAGAAAGAAGCUCCGCAGUAUGACCUUUCUUUUUCUGCUCUUUGUCCCCUCAGUAUCUGGGAUUUCUGCCCUUUGCCCUUUGUUUGCUUAUGCAACAUUAAAAAAAGACCACCCUUUUUAUAAAAUUGCACUUUUGUUAAAAUAAUCAAUUCCAAUGUGCCCAAAUUACCUGCAUCAGUUUUUACUUGUAUAACCUAUUGUGGAACCAUUUUGACAUGUAACAGCAGUCAAAAAAAUGCUGAAAUAUAUUGACUUGAACCUAAAGUGGCCAAACUUUGAGAUGGUUUAAAUGUUGAGAGGGAUUUUCUCUAGUGUGGCUGAAGACGAGGAAAAUGAAACAACCUGACGGCGGGCUGGUGUCUGCUGUGUAGAGCAAACGCUUCCCACCAAAAACCUGUUUUAAAACUUCAUUCUUUUACAAGGAUAAAUCGUCCUUUUGUAAUGAUAUUCUGAUGACCUAUUUUACUACUAUGAGGGAAUUAUUAUGUUGGAGUCAGACUGAGUCUUGUAGCUCCACUACCCCGUAUUUAUGGGAUAAAUGGACAAAAACUCCAACUAAAUAAUUAUUUUAAACUAAAAUAUACUGCCUUCUCUGGUAAUGAAUGUUGACAAGUCUCCACAGUAUGUAUAGCUAUAUUUUUUUGACCACCAGGGGCCACAAAAUAGAACUGGGAAAACAAUUUGCAUGUGACUGCUACUCGCUCAUGCAGCUCAUUUUGAGCUCCAGCUCUGCUCUCGCCGCUCUUCCCUCUUAAAGCUUUCGCCGUCCUACAUUGCUGUAGUCAUAAUGACUUCGGCCACCAGAGGUCACCAGGAAGCUCCAGUGGGAGGAGGAGCUGUUAAAACCCUUCAGGAUCUGCUGCUUUUAUGAGAAGCUCCUUAUUAAUGAAACCGUUUGCUCGGUGCGACUCCUGGAACGUGAUGCAGACAGUUUUGUUUUGUUUUUUUUUUAAAUCUCGUAUGGAAACAUAUUUAGCAUUUACCCACACUGAGCCAUAUCCAGCAUAACCCUCAUGUUAUUCUUUCUACGCCUUCCUGCUGCGAUAAGUAUGAAUAUAUAGAAAUGUGCCUUCUUGUAGUGAGAGGUUUCUUCCUCUGUAGUUCUUUGUUUUGCACUGAUUUAAGGGAAGCCAUAUCCACCACAGCAGGAGAUACUCUCACGAGAAACGAAUGAGGGCUUCUUGUUGUUGUCGUUUGUUUUUUUAAGUGCAUUUCAGCCUCUGGGGUAAACAAGGAAAAUACACUC
Molecule: messenger RNA, 6325 nt
Organism: Salarias fasciatus (jewelled blenny)
Lineage: Eukaryota; Metazoa; Chordata; Actinopteri; Blenniiformes; Blenniidae
Product: aryl hydrocarbon receptor-like
Exons: 11
Coding region: 307-2997 (896 amino acids)
Biological process (GO): regulation of transcription by RNA polymerase II; response to xenobiotic stimulus; xenobiotic metabolic process
Cellular component (GO): aryl hydrocarbon receptor complex; nucleus
Molecular function (GO): transcription cis-regulatory region binding; nuclear receptor activity; protein dimerization activity
Source: RefSeq, a predicted model, not a curated record